Messenger RNA from Vigna unguiculata (cowpea), 676 nucleotides. Its product is annotated as photosystem I reaction center subunit VI, chloroplastic-like. Gene Ontology annotation, cellular component: chloroplast thylakoid membrane; photosystem I reaction center; photosystem I. Gene Ontology annotation, biological process: photosynthesis. NCBI's taxonomy places the organism in Eukaryota, Viridiplantae, Streptophyta, Magnoliopsida, Fabales, Fabaceae. The record is from RefSeq and is a predicted model, not a curated record.
GACGUGGCAAUUUGAUGAUAUUUUUGUAACAUAUGAAGACGAAUGUGACUCUGUGUGAAGCACAAAGCGCAUUAUGGCUUCUCUGGCAAGCUUGGCUGUUGUUCAACCAUCCACUGUGAAGGGCCUUGCUGGAUCUUCCAUUGCUGGAACUAAGCUCUCUUUCAAGCCCUCUCAAACGAGUUUCAGACCCAAGAAUUUCAGGAGUGGUGCUGUUGUGGCAAAGUACGGUGACAAGAGUGUGUACUUUGAUUUGGAGGAUCUUGGCAACACUACAGGCCAGUGGGACUUGUACGGCUCCGAUGCACCUUCACCCUACAACUCUCUUCAGAGCAAGUUCUUCGAGACAUUCGCUGCUCCAUUCACAAAGAGGGGAUUGUUGCUCAAGUUUUUGAUCCUGGGAGGUGGUUCCACCCUGGCAUACUUCAGUGCCACUGCUUCAGGUGACAUUCUACCAAUCAAGAAAGGUCCACAACUUCCACCAAAGCUAGGUCCCCGUGGCAAGAUCUAAUUUAGUUUCCAAGUUUCCAAGUUCAAUCUGUUUAGCUUCUUUUUCCCCCUCUUCUUUUGAACUGAACGUGUAUAUCUCUGCUUGCAUACAAUGUUUAAGAACGUCUAAAACCUACUUGUAUUAAAUCAUGUUUAUUUCUGGUCCAAUAAAUAGCAUUUGCUGUAUAGU